Molecule: messenger RNA, 711 nt
Organism: Camelina sativa (false flax)
Lineage: Eukaryota; Viridiplantae; Streptophyta; Magnoliopsida; Brassicales; Brassicaceae
Source: RefSeq, a predicted model, not a curated record
CUCUUCAUUUAUCUUCACCACUCUCUUUAGCAACACUUCUUUCUUUAAAACUUCUUAUCUAAAAUAGACAUAUAUACUUCGAGAGAUGGCUUCAAAAAUCUCAGCCUCACUUGUCAUUUUUCUCACCUUUAACAUCCUCUUCUUCACGUUGACCACCGCGUGUGGUGGUGGUUGCAGUCCAGUCCCUAAACCCAAACCUAAGCCAAAGCCUACUCCCAGCCAUUCCUCCACUGGAAGCUGCCCAAGGGACACUCUCAAGCUCGGUGUUUGCGCCAAUGUCCUCAAGGAUCUUCUCAAAAUCGAGUUAGGCACACCACCAGUCAAGCCUUGCUGCUCACUCCUCAACGGUUUGGUUGAUCUUGAGGCCGCAGCUUGUCUCUGCACCGCCCUAAAGGCUAAUGUUUUAGGCAUUAAUCUUAAUGUUCCUAUCUCUCUUAGCCUUCUUCUCAAUGUUUGUGGCAAGAAGGUCCCUUCUGGCUUUGUAUGUGCUUAAUUGAUUCUCUAUCCAGUAUCCACCCUUUGAUUGGUUAUAAUGUUUGUAUCUUUUUUCCGAUGUUUUUUUUUUUAUCUCUGAUUAAGAUUCUUUGAGUUCUCCUAUUUUCAGUUGUUAAUUGAAUAAAUGUUGAUUCUACUUGUUUUGAUGUAUCCAUAGCAAAUCAAUUUGUUCAUUCAUAUUAUUGCAAUUAAUAAUCAGCCUAUUGUUUCCGCUUU